This is a messenger RNA of Vitis riparia (riverbank grape), 2052 nucleotides long. Its product is annotated as disease resistance protein RPV1-like. NCBI's taxonomy places the organism in Eukaryota, Viridiplantae, Streptophyta, Magnoliopsida, Vitales, Vitaceae. Gene Ontology annotation, molecular function: ADP binding. The record is from RefSeq and is a predicted model, not a curated record. Bases 5 to 1960 code for a protein of 651 amino acids. Gene Ontology annotation, biological process: defense response. The transcript has 5 exons.
UUUGAUGAAGGAUAAAAUUCGUUGUAAAAAAGUUCUUAUUAUUCUUGAUGAUGUGAAUAAUGUGAAACAAUUGGAAAUCUUAGCAGGAGAACAUGGCUGGUUUGGUAAAGGAAGUAGAAUUAUUAUCACAACUAAGAAAAAACAUCUACUACAGCAUAAAGUGGAUGAAUUUUAUCAGAUUGAGGAAUUAGGCACCCUUGAAGCUCUAGAAAUCUUUAGUCACCAUGCCAAUACUAAAGGAGAAUCCUUGUGUAAGUUUUCUCACCUAUCAACGCAAGUAAUAAAGUAUUGUGGUUUCCAUCCUUUGGCUCUUAAAGUUGUGGGUACUUUUCUACGUGGCAAGAGCUACUUGCAGUGGCAAGUUCAGUUGGAAAAUUUGGCUAGAGAGUCUGCUAGAGAAAAUUUGGGUAUUAGAGCAAGUUAUAAUGGAUUAAAUCUUCGAGAGAAGGAUAUAUUCCUUGAUGUUGCAUGUUUCUUCAAAGGGGAGCACAAAGAUUUUGUUGCAAAAAUGCUGAAUGAACAUGAUUUCUCUGCUGAAAAAGGAAUAGAAGUUCUAACUGAUAGGUGCCUCGUAACAGUUUCAGAAAGAAAGUUAUGGGUGCAGAGUAUAAUACAAGAAUUGGGCUGGCAAAUUGUUCGGGAAGCAGGCAAACCUUGCCGCUUUUUGGAUCAUAUGAAUAUCCAACGCCUAUUGAGAACAAAAAAGGGGAUACGUGAAGUUGAAGGCAUAUCCCUAGACCUAUCCAAAUCAAAGGAUAUAGAUUUUUCUACAGAAGCCUUUGAAAAGAUGACUGAACUUAAAUUGCUAAAAGUCUUCUUGGGUUCUGAUUGCAUAGAUGGAAAGGAGAAUUAUAAAGUGAAUCUUUCUACGGACUUUGGACUUCGUUGUUCUGUGUUAAGGUACCUCCAUUGGCAUGGAUACCAACUAGAAUCUUAUCCUCCAAAUUUUGAGGUAGUGGAGCUUCUUGAACUCAACAUGCCAUAUAGCUGCCUAAAACAAAUUACCGGGAAUGAGAUUCAUUUUCCAAAGUUGACUACCCUCAAUCUUAGUCACUCCCAACACUUGGAAAAUAUCCCAAACUUCUCGAGGAUGCCAAAUUUGGAGAGACUGGUUCUUGAAGAUUGUAGAAGUUUGGUUAAGGUUGACCCAUCUAUUGGAAAUCUGAACAAGGUUUCUUUGAUGAAUUUGAAAGACUGCAAAAGGCUUAAUAGUCUUCCAAAGAGCAUUUGUAAAUUCAAAUUUCUUGAAACUCUUAUUCUCGCGGGUUGUUCGAGACUUGAGAAAUUGCUAGGUGACUGGGAGGAACGGCAAAGUUCAGUAAACCUGAUGGCAAGUCGAACUUAUAGAAGAGUCAUCAUUCUACCUCCGACGCUAAGAAUUCUUCACUUGGGGCAUUGCAAGAGGUUUCAAGAAAUUCUAAAGCUUCCUUCAAGUAUCCAAGAAGUAGAUGCAUACAACUGCAUUUCUAUGGGAACUUUAUCGUGGAACACCAGACUAGGAGCAUCGAUUUUACAGAGGAUCAAGAUUAAUCCGGAAUCUGCAUUUUCUAUUGUUCUUCCUGGGAAUACAAUUCCAGACGGUUGGAACCCCCAUAAGGUGACGGGAUCUUCAGUGACUAUGAAGCUGAAAAAUCCUGAUCGGGACAACGAUGACUUCUUGGGAUUUGCUGUGUGCCUUGUUUUUGCACCACAGGCUGAAAGGCCUCAGCUAAAUCCUGAAAUAUUGUGUGAAUUGAAGAAUUUCACAUUUUUCUACUGUUGUGGCGAGGACAGUGUAGAUGAAUUUCCAGAGUCAGAUCAAGAAUGGGGAAACAACAGUACAGAUCACGUAUGGUUGGCAUACCGACCACAUGCUCGAGCUGAUAGAUGUCAUCCUAAAGAACGGAAUCAUAUUAAGGCUUCAUUUGAAGUCUUUGACUCUGUGGUGAAAAAGUGUGCUAUUCGCCUUAUAUACAAGUAGUGUUUGGGUAAGAAACCCAGUGAAAAUGGAAUUUGUGGCUCAUACUCCGUUGAUAACUCCAUUAUUCAUGAUAUUUCUUCCAGCUUCCAAAA